Molecule: messenger RNA, 1603 nt
Organism: Hylaeus volcanicus
Lineage: Eukaryota; Metazoa; Arthropoda; Insecta; Hymenoptera; Colletidae
Product: juvenile hormone epoxide hydrolase 1-like
Exons: 8
Coding region: 111-1496 (461 amino acids)
Biological process (GO): epoxide metabolic process
Molecular function (GO): epoxide hydrolase activity
Source: RefSeq, a predicted model, not a curated record
UGUUCUUUACCCCCGUUAUGUUUAAUUGUUCUUGUUAAUAGAUACCUUUGCACCAGUAUAAUAAGAUUUCUAUCCAUUCCCAAGUCGCCGGUUCUAACGAUUACAAGAUCAUGUUGAAACUCGCAGCAUAUCUCGUGCUACUUGCUAUCGCACUAUCCCUGUACCUGAGUUCUCCAGAUGAAAUAAAAGUACCAACUUUGCCAGAGACCAACUGGGGAUUGAGAAAGGAUGGAAAAGAGUCUACUGAAAUAAGGCCUUUCAAAAUUGAUGUUCCAGAAUCAGUCAUAGUGGACUUGAAGUAUCGUCUUUCACACAGAAGAACUUAUACAAAUCCAUUGGAAGAUGUCGCAUGGACGUAUGGUAUUUCCACCAAGUACCUCAAUACAAUACUUGAUUACUGGAAAGAUAAAUACAAUUGGACUGAGAGACAAGCUUUGUUGAACAAAUAUCCUCAGUUCAAAACAAACAUUCAAGGUCUGGAUAUACACUUUCUUCAUGUCCAACCAACAAAUCUUCCAAAGAACAGAAAGUUAAAAGUUCUGCCUUUGCUGCUGGUACAUGGAUGGCCUGGAUCUAUUGUGGAAUUUCAGAAAAUACUACCCAUGUUAACAAAUCCAUCACCCAACCAUGAUUUUGUAUUCGAAGUGAUCGCGCCCUCUCUUCCUGGAUAUGGAUUUUCUGAUGGAGCCGUUCGACCAGGAAUGGCAACUGCUCAGAUAGCAGUAGUCUUUAAGAACUUGAUGCAGAGACUUGGCUUUGAAAAGUUUUAUGUUCAAGGAGGAGAUUGGGGAUCUCUUAUCGCCUCCAACAUGGCUGCCCUUUAUCCAGAAAAAGUGACUGGUGUACAUAGCAAUAUGUGUAGUGGUACUUUUGGACCGAAGACGUUGUUUUGGUCUGUAAUCGGCUCUUAUUUCCCGUCUUUAGUAGGCGAAACCGAACAUUACUCGAAAUUCUAUCCAAUUGGUAAAGUUUUACAAAAGAUAAUCGAGGAAAGUGGAUAUUUUCACAUACAAGCUACAAAACCAGACACAGUAGGAGUUGGACUUUCAAAUGCACCAGAUGGUCUGGCAGCAUACAUUUUGGAGAAAUUCAGCACCUGGACAAAUCCUGCAUAUAAGGAACGAGAUGAUGGUGGAUUAUUGGAAAAAUUCACGUUAGACGAACUCUUAGAUAACAUAAUGGUGUAUUGGGUAACCAAUAGCAUUACCACAAGUGUGCGUCUCUAUGCUGAGAAUUUUAGUUCAUCUUACAGAGCUUUAAAAAUCGAUGAGCUACCUAUAAAAGUACCUACAGGUUGUGCAGCCUUCCCAAACGAGUUACUACUCUCACCUCAAUCUCUACUUAAAGAUAGAUAUCCCUCUCUAAUUCAGUAUACCUACUUAUCACGUGGAGGUCACUUCGCAGCAUUCGAAGAACCUCGUCUUUUAGCCGAUGAUGUGUUCAGUUUUGUUACAAAAGCAGAAGAAAUGAACAAGGAUAAUAAAGCACAUAAGUAGGAAUCCGAGUAUCGGUUCUGGUACAAAGUGCUGUGUUGAUAUAUGUUUUUUAAGUACUUUAAUAAAUUGUACUAUGUUUCAUAUUAAAUAUAAAAGAAAAGUCAGAA